GGCCACUCGGCGCCGCGCUGAGAGCCCGCGGGCGGCUGUGACGCCCACCUGCCGCCUACGGCUGGCGGCAGGGGAGGGAGGGAGGACAGGGAUAAACUUCAAACUUGGCCGAGCGGGCGGGCAGGGAGCAGCAUGGAUGUGUCCGUCGUCCCUCGGUGCUGACUCGCAGCCCGCGGCGCGCUGUGGGGCGGGCGCUGCCCGAGGAGCUUGGCGCGCCGCCGCGCCGCUUCCUCCGCCGCCGGCCAUGGUGCGUGUGGGGCGCUGGGCUCAGCCCGGCCCCUGAGCGCGACGCCUCCCCCCGCUCCGCUCCAGGGCUGCCGCCGCUUCCCCGCGCCCCCGCCCGCCGCCACCUGCCUCUCCGCCGCGCCGCUGUCGACCUGAGGCCCUGGGCAUCGCCUUCUCUCCGCGCUGCAGCCCGCCCGCUAUGGAGCCGCCCGCGGGAAGCUGGCGGGAGUGAGCCCCGCUUUUCCCACCGACCCCGCUGGCCGCCCCCUCGGCGCCCGCGCUCGCUCCGAUGGAGCCGGAGGAGACGCCGCUCGCUCCCCCGAAGACCAUGCUGCUUAUGCUGAGGAAAGUUCGCAAGAGGCGGGAGAUGCUGCUGCAGCAGCUGGGCUUCAUCUGCGCCAUCCUCUUCUUCGCCUGGUGCAUGUCCAGCCUGCUCUCCAGAGCGGGACGAGAACCAAUUGUUGCAGAAAGAGGUACCAUAUCAGAACUGUGGAGGAAUAGAAGGUUGAUGGCAUCACCUAAUGGGACACAUGAAGAGAAGAACUGUACAGAGCCAGCCAUUCAUGAAUUUCCUGAAGAUAUCUUUACAAAUAAAGAACGUCGGCAAGGAGGAAUUCUGCUUCAUAUCAUUGCUGCUCUUUAUAUGUUCUAUGCUUUGGCCAUAGUAUGUGAUGACUUCUUUGUUCCAUCCUUAGAGAAAAUAUGUGAGAAACUACAUUUGAGUGAAGAUGUUGCUGGAGCCACAUUCAUGGCAGCAGGGAGCUCCACUCCAGAACUGUUUGCAUCUGUUAUAGGUGUAUUUAUCACUCACGGAGAUGUAGGAGUAGGGACCAUUGUUGGUUCAGCAGUUUUCAACAUCCUCUGCAUUGUUGGUGUCUGUGGAUUGUUUGCAGGACAGGUGGUUUGUCUUACCCAGUGGGCUGUGUUCCGGGAUUCUGUAUACUACACGAUAUCUGUGAUCGUACUUAUUGUUUUCAUAUAUGAUGAGAAAAUAGAAUGGUGGGAAAGCCUUGUACUCAUCAUUAUGUAUUUAUUCUACAUACUUAUUAUGAAGUACAAUGUGAGGAUGCAAAAUUUCUUCACCCUUAGAAGUAAGAAUGUGGGAAAUGGUGACACAGUCAAUGAGCUAGAAGAUGGUAAUAAAUGUUAUGCUUCUAGUUGUGAUGACCCAUCCAUUCCGUUACUAUGGAAAGUGAAGGGGACACAGCAGUAUGGCAAAAAUAGUGUUAUGAUGGUGGAUGAGAUCAUCUGCUCCAGUCCCCCCAAAUACCGGUUCCCUGAAGCUGGCUUACGGAUUAUGAUUACGAAUAAGUUUGGACCACGCACCAGAAUGAGGAUGGCAAGCAGACUCAUCAUUAAUGAGCGUCAGCGGUUAAUCCAGUCUGCCAAUGGUUCAAGCAAAGCACUUCAGAACAGGAGACAAGAGAACAUUGAAAAUGGAAACAUCCCUGUGGGAAACCAAGAGGAGGAAAAUGAACAGGACACUCUAACUCCAUUUUCAGUGCCAGGUGGAAAAAUGAACAAAGUUAAAUGGUUUUUGACAUGGCCAUUGAUAUUCUUGCUCUUUGCCACCAUUCCAAACUGCAGCAAACCACGCUGGGAGAAGUGGUUUAUGCUGACAUUCGUCUUAUCCACUUUCUGGAUUGCCUUGUUCUCCUACUUCAUGGUGUGGAUGGUGACUGUGAUUGGAUACACCCUUGGGAUACCAGAUGUGAUCAUGGGCAUUACUUUCCUAGCUGCAGGAACAAGUGUCCCAGACUGCAUGGCCAGCUUAAUAGUAGCAAGACAAGGCCUUGGUGACAUGGCAGUGUCCAAUACAGUAGGGAGUAAUGUCUUUGACAUUCUGGUGGGACUUGGCAUUCCAUGGGGUUUGCAGACCAUGGCGAUCGAUUAUGGAUCAACUGUUAAGAUAAACAGCAAAGGACUGGUCUAUUCAGUUGGACUUUUGCUAGGAUCAGUGGCACUUACUGUGUUUGGAAUCCAUGCAAAUAAGUGGAAACUUGACAAGAAAUUAGGCAUCUACGUGUUGUUUCUUUAUGCUGUUUUCCUGUGUUUAUCUAUAAUGAUAGAGUUUAAUGUCUUCACCUUUGUCAACUUCCCUAUGUGCCGAGAAGAACUUUAAACCACAAUGAGGAGAGAGGCUGAAAUUCUUCUGAUUAUACAUGCUGUAAAUGGCAGGAGGCAUUUCACAUUUUUACCUUCUUUCCAUCAGUAAUUUGAGUGUCGUUCCUGCUUCAUCAGCUAACAAGCACUUUUUCCUAUAUGGAAGGAAAGCAUACCUUCCUUUUAACAUGCUAGCUCAAGGCAACCAAAGCAUUUUCCUCCUCUUUGGGUACUGCUGCUCAGACAUAAAGCUACGUGGAUCUUAUGCAGCACUCUAAAAGGACCUGUUUCUGGGCAUUCUGUUGUGGUUUUCAUUCUCCUUUUGCAGACAAUCAACCAUCACCAAGGUUAGCAAGAGGACAGGAAAAAAAUCUUUAUAGUUCUUUUGGUUUUGACAUUUACUUUCCAUGGAAGGAUAAGAGGCAAGUUCAGAACUUUUCUUGGCUCAUUCAAAAUAUCUCAGCUACAGGACCGGAAAGUCCAAGGCACAUAUCAUGGCAUGCACUGUUGAGGACAUCAUUUCCCUUUCAAGUGCUCUGCUUAUAGAGGAACUUCACUGACAGUUGUUGAUGGCAGUGUUGGAUAUUUAUCACUCUGUUCAAUGAACAUGAACAACGUGGCAGAGAAAGAAGAGGAAAUGGUUGUAUGUUGUAUCACUUGUGAUGAUGCACACUAGAAGUCAAGAGUAUCUGCAUACUGAAGAAGAGAAUUACAUGCAGAAAUUCAUACUUGAAAAAUAUGUUUUAUUGUUAAUGAGGAAUGCUGUACACAUAAAUAUAAACUGGCAUUUGUGGAAUAUUACACCACAAAAAACUUUGCAUUGGCCAUUGUAAGCCCAUUGUGUAAAUUUAGAAGAAACUAAACAAAUAAAAUAAAACUGGGUGCUCAGUAACUAUCAGUUGUUGUUAUCAGCUGAGAGUAGUAUCUGAACAUAAUCCAGACUUUCUGACAACAAAACCCACCCUGAUUAUGAUUUGAUUUGAUUCAAUUUGAUUGGUGGGAGGAAGAAGCUUAUUUCAUCAGUCAAGAAACUGGUGUAUUCUUCAAUUUUUCUUUAUUCCCAGAAGCUUAAUGAAGAUGAGUGUCUGUCGUGGAGCAGUGCAGAUAAGAAUCACAUAGACAAAAGCAAGUCUGUCAAGAGAAUAUGGUCCUUGAUUUGAUUGCAUGCAAGUUUUGAAGCACAAUAUACUUCUUUUCAACUCCGAGUAGAAGCCAAGAUUUGACAUCCUUUCCACCAGCAUUAAUCUGAUGUAAGGAAUUACUCUAAUGUAAUUGACAGCAAGAUUCAGCCCAGAGUAUUGAAAUAAUGGGUAACAUUCCACAUUGUAGUGGUCAUACAAUUGCAAAUCACUGAGACAGCAUAUUUUGAAUUGCUACUAAACUUUAAAAAUAUUUUGAAGCUGUAUGUGAAUGAUCACAUAAAGUUUCUAAAGAAGCACAGUUAACUUUAUACAUAGAUUUUUUUAAUUUUUUAAUAUUUAUAAACCAAACCUAUCAACUAACAGUUGAUGUGUUUUUAAAUAUAUAAAUAUUUCCAUUAAGACUAUAUAUAAAAAAUUGUGUCAAUGAGAACAUACUAUAAAAUAUUAGUAAAUAAGCACUUAUUCAGAAAGUUCCUUCUUUUAACAAAUCAUAAAUAAUUAUUUUUAGCCAACUGACAUGCAGAAUACUGUUUACACCAGGCAAUGUGUUUACAAUUAUGGCUAUUUUAAAAAUUAUUUUAGUACAAAUUAAGGAGUGUAUUCUGCUGUUGAAUUUUUUUUAGGAAUUGGAUCUUUUCAAUGUAAUCCUAAAGAAAAAAAGCAACACAUUUAUUACUUGCUUUACACUUUGUUACAAAUGUCAGUAUUAAUAUCCAUUUAGGGUUCAUAAUUUAAAAGUUUUGUCGUUAAACAAGCCAGUUCUAAAGAUGGCCACAAAUACAGCACUACUAAAAUGCUUUAUUAAAUAGGCAAGCAUGGCAGUAAAACACAUUUUAUCUCAACAAUGCCAAUGACCCCAUUUCCAGGCAUUCAAGACAUUUUUGCUGCAGUAUAAAGCUGAGGAGAUGGAAUUCAUGUUCAUCUUUGAGUCUUCUGUUGCAGAAAGGCUGUGAAAAUGCAGCAUACUGCUGCACCACUGUAGGAACAUCCCCUUCUAGUCUUACUCUCUCCCCUGCUGUCUUUCAGGACAGUUUGCUGCUGAAAAUAUGGUGAUGACUUAAAUAUAAGACUGAAAGGAGCAGAGAGAGGCUGAGUAAAUGUUCUUUUCCUAUAUUCUGCCGUUGUGUGGUCUUGGAGAACUAACUGUCUCCAACCAAAUAUUUGCUCUCCUGUGCAUGGUUCAGGCAGCUCAGAUGUCUUCAUACAGUAGAAGAGUGGUUCCAAAAUCAGAUUUUGAGUGCUUAGUGAAAGCUGAGUUGACAGUCAUGAGGGCAUCAAAGCUUAUAGUGCCAGAUCUAGCAAACUGUACUGUACCUUCGUAUUUCUGAACCAGUCAACUUUGGAAAAAUACAGGCACCAUUUUUUUCUGUAGCAGCUGACCCCCAGCCCAAACAUGCACAGAUUUUUGUCUGCUAAUGCUAUGAGUUCUUCAAACAUAAUUUAGAAUUACUCUACCUAAAUUGAAUAUCACCUGCUCCAGAAAACCAGUGUUGUGUUUAGCAAGGGUCAGUCUCAGAACAUAGUACUGCUAAAUCAUGUGGCUGGUCCUGUCAUCUACAACCCUCCCUGAAACAUAGACCCACUUCAGGACAAUUUAUAUUGAAUUCUAAUGUUGCAUUUCAUGAGAUGGUCUCAUGCAUAUCCUGCUAUGAGACAGGUAUCAUGCCAUGCUUAUAAUUAUAAAUAACCUUAGUAGGGUUCUCCUCUGACACCACCACAUGACCAAGGAUGUAUUGUUUGCCAAAGAAUUAUGAGAUGCUGUAUCAGGGCCUUGAUGACACAUUAUCAUAUGAAGUAGUUUAAAGGGUUCUUAAGUUGUCAUAAUCCAUAUGCUAAAAUAAAUAGAGUUAUACACCAAGCCAUGCGGGUAAACUGAAUGGUCCAAGAAAGAUCUGAUUGACAAAUCGUUGUGUGUCAGAUAAACCCACAUCAGAAUGUAUCAGUAAUUCAGUAGGCUGUUGCAGAGUAAUAACAAACUAGUGCCUUUCACGUGUAUCCAAAAAAAAGAAAAAAAAAAAAAAGAAAAAAUUUGCUUGCGUAGUCAGGAAACCAUUGCAAAUUUUGCCAUUUUCAAAUCAAGAAAAGGAGUGAUUUGUGCUUGGCUCUCUGCAAUUAGUACAGUUCUAUCCUGCAGCUGUUCAGAUUGUGUCUCAAAUUUUGUAGCCAUUUUGUUUUAUUAACCAUUGCAAGAGUUAGCUGGCUGAGUUUGGAAUGUGUGUCGCAGUAUUCUAUAAGUUAAUGUUCAGCUCAAGAGUGAAAAGAAAGCUGGUGGAUGUGAGAGGUAAAACUGUUAGUGUGAUCUGAAAUUUGCCAGCAUACUAACACUGAAAAGUAAUACAACUCAGAAAAAGAUAUCCCAUAUCCAGCAAAGCUUAACUUCAGCAGGUUUGAUUCCAUUCUUAAAGCUAAGCAUAUAUCCAAGUGCCUUGCUGGAUUGUGUCCUAAGAUGACAGUGGAGCACAGUUUUUGGGUUUUCUGUCAUAUUCAGAUCUUUUCAUAUUUUACUGGGUUUGUAGUAUAAGGAUUUUAUUUCUUUCUCAAAUUAUAAGGUUUAACCAGAGUCCGUGGACUUCUGCUCUGCUGAUACCACUUCCAGUUUCCACUCUUGUAAAUAGGAGAACACGUUCUUUGUCUCAGACUUUAAAACUGUGCAUCUGUCCUUGUGUGUAUGAGCGGGGGCAAAACUGAAUUAUAGCUGGCCAAGGAGGGCUUUUAGCAGCUCUUUUCUGCUGCAGUUCCCCUGGAGUAGCACAGUCCCACAUAGACCCACAGGUUGCAGUCCUGUCUGUAGCAAGCAAGUGGGAGUUUCCAUUGAGUUUGACAAUUUUUGAUUACAGUUAUUUACCGUAACAAUUGUACUGCAUUAUAAAGUAUUGCUUGUGUAAAGAUUUCAAGCUUAGGAUCUACAUGUCUAAAUCUAAGAAGCUACAGAUAUGGUUAUCUAUUUGAUGAUGUAAGGGCUGCUCUCUGGGCUGAGGUCUAGCCUAGAAGAACACCUUAAGUCUUCCCAACAGGUACAGCAUAGUCAACAUCUUUCUCCUGGCUCAGUCAUUGGCGUGCCAAUUUUAUUUUGUUUUUAUAUGCUUGCUGCAGCUAUAGCAAACAUAAAAUUAGUUUCUGGAUUUAGAUGAUAUUUGUAAACUUUCUGUCAACAUGUAAACAAAAUGGAAAAGGUCUUUACUAAUCUAAUACUUAGCAAUCAUAGAGAAGAUUCUAUUCUGUCUUUGAUUUCCCUUGUGACUGUGCUUUAAUUGCACUUGUUUAUAUUAUGUAUUUGCUCUAGUUGCACAAAUCCCACAUGGAUUUUGUUGUCUUCCUUUCUUGGAUUUCUUGCCAUUGUAAUGCCAUUUACUUGUGUCCUACUAUUAGUUGGUUUUGGUAGAGUGCUUUAAGCUGUAUGAAUACUGCCUGAUAAUUCAUGCCAAGGAAAGAUCAGACCUAAUGUAAUAUGAAUCAGACACUGAAAUAACUGAUAGCCAGGUGAAACCAAAGAGUCUUCCUAAUUGAAAUACAUCACCUUUAAGCAUAACAUUCUGUCAUUGCAAGCCUCAGAUCUCUCUCUAUUAGUUAUUUGUGUUUAAACACUCAGAAAAAAAAUCUGCAGCUCGUGCAUUCGCUACACAAUUUCCUUUUUAUUUCUUUGAGUCUGAACUCCAUAUUUUUCAUUUUAUUGGGUGGUGAGAUUUAUGUGAUGGUUACACAGGUAAAUGACAGCAUUUAGUUCCAGCAACUCUGUACCAAACCCUUUAUUAUUCUCUUGAACUAUUUUGAAAAGUCUGUAUGCAAGUGAUGGAUGUUCUGCUGAAGAGGAGAAUGCCAUUCAACUGAUAUGUGCAUUCCAGUUUCUGACCUACUGUGUGCAUAUUUAAAAACCUCCUUUUGAAUAACUUGAGCACAUACUUUUCUCACAUUUCCCCAUAUGUCAGGUUCUCAUGUUUACUCCCAAAAGAAAUCUGUGAAAUCUUAUACAUCCCUGUCCUGACAUGUGAGAUACAUGUAGCUGCUUCUGCACAGGCUGAGAUGUGUAAUGGUUGUGGCCAUUUGCUGCUCGUGUGGUUCUGCUUGCUGCCAUACUUCUGACAUACAGCGCACUGUCUGAAAGAAAUUAAUGAUUAUGGGAAAUUAAUACCAUUUGGAUAUUUUCUUAGAAGAAUUGCCUGUUUGAAUUUAAUCCCAUUUUUUUUUCUUUUUUACUUGCACAAUGAAUGUAGGCAAUCACUGCCAUCAUAUCAGUGAGGUGGUCUUGAUAAACUUGAAAGACAAAUCUAAAGAUUGAUUUAUAGCACUAGACAUGAUAACAAAUUCUAAAAGUAUCAGAGUAUAUGAAAACUAGACAGGUAUAAUCUCUAGAAAGAUUGAUAACAACAGUAAAGAUGCUUCCUUUGAGAGGAUUUUUACAGCAAGAUUAUGGCCUUCAUUCAUAUACCAAUUAUGUAUGCAAAGAACACUUGUAAAUCUCCUUCCCCAGCAGCACCUCUGUUUCAAAUAGGUGUAACUGCAGCAAAGUUGUGACCAAAUUCUUGCCUUCACGUUCUUGGGAGUGGUGACAGUGCUCGUUACUGUCCUGAUAGUUGGCACAAAUUUGUGUCAGUGGAACUGAGCAUAGAAUUUGGCUCACACUAUCUCCUCCAUUGCAAGAAAGUAUUUGAAAUCAUUUAUGAUCACUAAAACGAAUUCUGAACCUUUUAAAAACCUGUGUUUCGUACUUGCAGGCAUUUGCUGUGCACCUUUAGGAGGUGUGAUACCUCUUUAAAUAUUAUUAAAACUUUCUGGAACUGCUUACUUUGAAAACAGAAAGGGAUGGGUUUGUAAACUGUAAAUAACAGAAAUCUCUCAUGUUAUUUAUUUUUUCAAUGACUGUGACCUUAUGCACUGUGAAUGCUCUGUGAUAUGGGGUCCAUUGUACAGAUAAAUAUGUCAUGGAAUCCAAAUGGAUUUAAUGUGAUAAUUUGUUACAAAAUGUUGGCAUGAUAUUUGAUUAUUUUUGUUGUGAGAAUUAUAAAAAAUAGUUAACUCAGCAUUUAUAAAGAUUAUAGCAGUCAGUAUUAUAAUGCACUAUAUAAAAAUAUGUACACUAUCAAUAAAUUAUAUAAACAACUA
Messenger RNA from Pipra filicauda (Wire-tailed manakin), 8570 nucleotides. RefSeq names its product solute carrier family 24 member 4 (gene SLC24A4). Gene Ontology annotation, molecular function: calcium channel activity; calcium, potassium:sodium antiporter activity. The coding region runs from base 515 to 2347 and encodes 610 amino acids. The transcript is spliced from 17 exons. Lineage: Eukaryota; Metazoa; Chordata; Aves; Passeriformes; Pipridae. Gene Ontology annotation, cellular component: membrane. The record is from RefSeq and is a predicted model, not a curated record. Gene Ontology annotation, biological process: calcium ion transmembrane transport; intracellular calcium ion homeostasis; sensory perception of smell.